GAUAAAUGCACACACGAACAUUUCGCAAAUUUAUCUGACAGAUUUUUGAUAUACUUUUUGAUAAAUGCACACACGAACAUUUCUUACACAACUGCUAUUGUAGAUAAAAUUAUAACGCCCAGAGCAUCCAAGCGUCCACGGGUAGGCCUUUAGAGGAUGACGAUUCGUUCUCGGUAUGCUUCUUGAAGAGAAAAAAAUCAUUUAUUUAUGAUACAGCGCCGCUGGUCCUCGGCGUAAUAUUGACGGCAACCCGGCUGUGGAUAGCGAAGGGAGGCCUGUAAGCGUUUACACACAUAGGUGAAUGUAUGUAAGAAGUGCUCCAACUACAUCAAUACUAUGGACAAAUUCGGCAACAGCAUACAACCCCUGUUUAGUCCGAGCAAUAACUUCUCUCACGGAGUUCCGAUUCCACAUCGCUUGAAUGUAUUGACGUGCGCUGAACAAGCACUUAUAAGUCCAAUUCAGCCUGUCACGGCGCCACAUCUAUUGAAAUGGGGGACUUGGGCUGUGAAAGGACAUACGUCGUAUAUAGAUCGAAGUGACUCAAUCCGGGAAAUUGCGACAGUUCUACCUCGACGAGCGCAUGAGGUUGAAUCUGUAGCAUUAAAGCGACAGACUAAUCAGAAUACUGUAAAUAAUAGUGAUUUAAGAUGCCGUAGACCAUUUGUGUUACGUGCACUUAAAUGGCUUGUUGUGAACAGCCCAGCAUUCUAAGAUGUCACAAUAUCACUGGAGAAUCUUCAAACUUUACCUGAAGAUAGCCAGCUCGAUGUGUGUACUAUAGACGCAGCAGCGCUCGAUGACAGUGUAUCAGCAGAUGCAUGGCCAGCCCCAGAACAAUUGGCGACUGACGACAUGAACGGCGAAUCUAAUUGUGGUAUGGACGAAGAUGGUAAUGUGAUAGAAAUGGAUACCUCGGGAGUUGAAACUAGGAAUGCCGGCUGUGCCACAGGUUUUGCACAACGACAUAACGGUGGUUUAAAUAAACGUCUGGAUAUGAAUGCCACAUCAACUGACGGAGGCACUGAAAAUAUUCAGACCAUCAACCAACAUUUUGCUACGGAAUUUCUGGACGCAUCAAGGAUUGCAUACUUCGAAGGCAAAGCAGCUGAAUUUCAAAGACGUGCACCCCGAGAAAAGCAACUCAAACGGUGGGAGUGGUGUGCAUACCUGAUAAAUGCGCUAGACGGUCGAUAUGAGAAGCAUCCGACUUUCAAAUUUUCAAUGCAGAACAUAAAGGCACGACAGCACGGACGCCCCCGCUACCCUUGAAGAACUGCGUGAGCUACACGAAAGAAAACGCUUAAGUACCGCAAACAGCACAAAUAAUACAAGUACUGCAAAUUCUACCAAUGUUGGAGUGUAAACUACAUGAGCUACUACAGCGGCAACGGAGGGCAGAAUAUCACUGGACCAAUCUUCAUACCUGUUUGGCUAAACUGUUGAGGAUGUGGAAUCGAGACGAAGAAGCGGACCGUAUUGACCCGGCAUUAGAGACAGCAGGCGCUCGGCAGGUGCACGGUAUAUUACACGAUGACUCACAGGUUAUUUACAGGUACUUCGUACUCAAGUAUAAAGCCUGGCUGAAGUUAGUACUACAAGAAGGGUUGAGAAUCACUGACUGGUGGGCUAGGUACGAAUUCGAAAAAGUAGAGUUGCAAUCCAUCUGCAUUAUGCAAGCAUUGCUGUUCACGAAAAAAAUCCUAUCUAAUGCUAUAUUCUCUGUUGGAUGAAACACUUCGAGUAUGUGAAAUGCAUGUCGAGGAGGAUGCUGACCGACAGAUUCGAUCAUAUGUUGGAAUGAUAAAGAGAAGAUUGCAAGAACUGGAGGAAAAAACAGCUAGAGAAAUCAUAGACACAUUACCUCAUGUUCUGACCGAGAUAAAAGCACUGCAUCCUUUGGGACAGAGUUUUACAAGAAUAGCGUGAAGAUUGCCAGACUUUACGAGGAGGCAGGUACAGAGAACAAAACAGUCCCUACCCCGGAUUAAUCUGAGAGAAGGGCUAAGUUGAGCAAAUUGGCUUAUGAGCUUGUGCGUGGGGAGGAUGUUGCCGUAUCUGACAUAGGUAAUGUAGACGAAUGGCCAGGACAUGAGUAAAUUGCAAAAAUCCUAGUGGAUUUGAUGUGAUAUGGACCAAAAAGCUCGAAUAAUACAUAAAUCUCACAAAUACACGCAUGUAGCUCCUAUUGUCUGCGGAUAACAGGAAUGCAGAAGGCGUAGAAGAAUAUAGGUGUGAGUACUGUAUGUAUUUUAGUGUUGAAAAUAGGCAUGUAAAAGCACGUAGUGACGGUAGGCAAGUCUGCUCGAAAUCACGAGGUGUCACAGCACUAGAGUGCAAACGCGACCACCCUCGAGUCGUACAAGGCUAGAGACCUCGAGUCGUACAAGGCUAGAGA
This is a messenger RNA of Sphaeroforma arctica JP610, 2398 nucleotides long. RefSeq lists its product as hypothetical. The record is from RefSeq and is a predicted model, not a curated record. The coding region runs from base 856 to 1272 and encodes 138 amino acids. NCBI's taxonomy places the organism in Eukaryota, Ichthyosporea, Ichthyophonida. The transcript has 2 exons.